AUGUCAAGCCCCGAAUAUGCAUUGUUCAAACAAGUUGCACACAUCUUCUCUACAAGACAGAUCAAAAACGAAGUACUCGAAAUUGAGAUCCUACAGCCCGCGCUCGCACUCAGUUGCGGCUCUCUCGUACAAGAUGGACGCUCGAUAGGCAUCACCAAGAAGGCACUAGUGCAAGCGUUCACUGUCGCUAGGCGGAUAUUCUUCGACAAGCUUAUUUUGAUGUCAGAUAGGGACAUUGUCUCAGAAUAUUUCCUCGAGACUCAAAAGGAUACUAUUUCUCUGGAUGGUGAACACGGGGAGGUGGAUUUUCCCAUCUCGGUCGUUUCUGAGAUCAUUCUGCUCUUUGACUGUGAGCAUCUCACGGCAUGCAAUUGGAGGAAGAGGCGGUUAGCAUCUCUGAUUCGGAGCAUUGAUUCAGCGAGUGUGGACAAUGCAGAGCGCGACAGGGUUGCGAGACUGCUCAGGACCGAACUUACACUUCUGGCAACAUUCCUUUGUUCUCCACUGCAACGACACACGAAAUCCCCGACUCUGUGGUACCAUCGUCUGUGGGUGUUUACGCAGUUUAUCCGAGUUAGGAAGUGGGCCUCGAUACAUUCCGUUGUGUCAGGAAAUGCUCUAAGCUCUGAAGAUAUCCAAGAGCUCCUCCAAUCUGAAUUGUCCGUUGUCCUGCGGGCAGGGGAACUGCAUCCGAGAAAUUAUUAUGCAUUCUCGUAUAUGAGGCAGCUUCAUGGUAUUCUUUCCGGUGCCAUCGAGGAACCUGGGGACAUUUCGGCCCAGUUAGCUCGAUCAGCCCUCAAUCUGAUGCUGGACUGGUGUCUUGCCCAUCCACGGGAUAUCUCAGGCUGGAUGUUUGCACUUUGGCUUUUAGAAGCCAUUCCAGAUCAGGGCGUCCGUACCGAUAGCAUUAACAGUGUGGUCCGAUUUGCUCUCGAUGUUGGUUGGCAAGAUGAGAGUCUCUGGACGUUUGUUGACCUGGGUGCGAGGAGCUUUGGUUUGGUGAAGACCAUCGAAGAUACUCUGCUAAACAAAGGGUCGGGGUCUGUUGGUCUCAGCACACAACAUAGAACCAUCAACAGCGUUUGCCUGUCGGAGGAGCCAUGGAAGGCAUGGCUGGCCAGAGCAAAGGCCUUUUGGGCCGCUGGCGAUAGAGUAGGCACGGGUGCAGUCAAAUAA
Messenger RNA from Monascus purpureus, 1176 nucleotides. The record is from the annotation of a GenBank genome assembly. NCBI's taxonomy places the organism in Eukaryota, Fungi, Ascomycota, Eurotiomycetes, Eurotiales, Aspergillaceae.